CAGAAACCCCAUACAGGGUCUGGGGGCCAGUGGGUGGAGUGUCUGAUGUCCUAGAGUCUCACCCGCUUCCCCUCUCGGCGUGAAUAUCGGGGCCUGCUGUGCGCCAUAAAUGGCCAUAAGGAGAUGAAAAUCCCUGCGCGCAAGCCUGGAGGAGGAGGCAGUGAACGCCGGGGGAGGGGACACGGGACGGGAGCCACGGCAUCUUUUCCCACCGUUUGUGCCAAUGGGGAGCCAGGGCCCGGAGACGUUGGAGGGUCGGUGGAGGCCCCAGGGUGGCCCCGACCGCACGGCGGAGGGCUGGCUGGGGCGGGAGCAGAGCUGAAGGCCAGGCUGGUCCUGGCAGCAGAGACCACGUCCCAGCAGGAGCGGCUCCAGGCCAUUGCAGAGAAGCGGAGGCGGCAGGCGGAGGUGGAGAGCAGGCGUCGGCAGCUGGAGGAUGACCGCCGGCAGCUACAGCACCUGAAGUCGAAGGCGCUGCGGGAGCGCUGGCUGCUGGGGGAGGUGUCCCCGGCGUCGGACGGCGAUGAGGACCUGCGGACGCAGAUGCGGGACGACGAGCGCAAGGCGCGGCUCCUGGAGGAGUCCAUCUCCAGGCUGCAGAAGGAGAUUGAGGUGCUGGAGAACGCGGGCCCCCUCACCACCGCCACUGGGGAGGGCACUGCAGCCCCGAGCCCGGCCAAGGACCAGAAGACAGAGGUGGCGUUGGAUUCUCGGCAGGCCCCGGUGGGCACCCCCAAAGAGAAGCGGGCCUCCAACACCCCGGUCAGGACGGCCGAAGGCUCCACCAUGAUGAAAGCAGCCAUGUACUCGGUGGAGAUCACGGUGGAGAAGGACAAGGUGACGGGGGAGACCCGGGUGCUGUCCAGCACCACCUUGCUCCCUCGGGAGCCGCUCCCUCGGGGCAUCAAGGUCUACGAAGACGAGACCAAAGUGGUCCACGCCGUGGAUGGCACCGCGGAGAACGGGAUCCAGCCGCUGAGCUCCUCCGAGGUGGACGAGCUGCUCCACAAGGCCGACGAGGUCACGCUGGGCGAGGCGGGGGCCCGGGGGGCGCCCAAGGCGGCGGCGCAGACCAGCCCCCCGCGGCGGGCGAUCACGGGCGUGCGGGCGCAGCCGGGAGAGGCCACGUCGGGGCCGCCGGGCGCGCAGCCGGGCCGGGAGCCCCCGGUCACCAUGAUCUUCAUGGGCUACCAGGGCGUGGAGGACGCGGCCGCGAGCCGGAAGGUGCUGGGGCUGCAGGGCGCCGUCACGGCCGAGCUGGUGGUCAUCGAGGACGCGGCCGAGCCCAAGGGGCCGCCGCCGCCCAACGGCAGCGCGGCCGAGCCCCCCGCCGCCGCCGCCGCCGCCGCCGCCAGGGAGGAGAACCAGCUGGGCCCGGAGGCCCCCGCCAGCGACCCCCGGGACCUGGACGCAAAGAAGCAGCGCUGCAAAUGCUGCUCCGUCAUGUGAGGCGCCCGCCCCCCGCCCCCGCCCCGCCCUCCACGCCACAGCCACCCACCGGCCCGACCUCCGCCCACGGUCACGGGCCCCGGACACGCGGUUGUCACAUGGUCCUUCCGAGGGCUCUUUCAACGCGGAGAGAGGGACGGGGGUCCCGCAGCCCGUCACCACCCCCGACGCCCCUGAGCCACCGAGCCGAGCGCCUACGCCUGGUAGGAGAGAGACACGGACAGACCCACGUUUCCCGGAGCGAAGGGCACCCCACGACACCCCACGACACGGCAGCUCCACCCACAGCGGUCCUGGCUGGGAUGACCCGGGGCCUCGGGGCGGCCCCCCGGCCAGCCAGCCGCCCUCUGGGCCUCCUGCCUGUGCCUUCCUGCCACCUCCAGUGAGGUCCCCCAGGGGACGUCCUGCCGGAGAGGGUUCCUGGGGGGGCCGCUCUGUCCCGGCUUAACCCCUGGAAGGGGGUUUCCCGGCCGAAGCUCUGGCGUCCGAAUCCAGGCCAGCUGGGGUGAGGCGGUGCCUCUUUGAGGAGGCUUGGUCGGAGGUCAGGUCCAAGGUCCUGGAGAGAAGCAAGGCCCUUCCGGAUACCCGCCCCCGCCCCCCGCCCCCCACCUGGUGUGCCCCUCGCCCCAUGCUCUCUUUGGGCGUGGACGCUGGAUGCGGGAGCCGGAAGGGCGAGCCCCAGGGACACGCCCCCGUGGGGGAGGGGUCUGCGACCCCCGGGCAGUCUCCUGCAGGCCCGGCUCUCCCAGCCUCCCCUUGCACAAGGCAGGGCCACACGAGCAGCUUCUUGUCCUGAGCUCCCACUCCCACUGGGCCCUUCUUCCUCCUGGUGCUAAUUUGGGGACCCUGGGGGGCUGCCCAGGACCUGCUUGGACCAGGGUGCUGGGCCCCUCCAACCAUACCCGAGAGAUCAGGCCACUGCCACUCCCCUGGGCUCGGCACAUUUCCGGCAGUGGCGGGGAGCACGCAGCCUGGGGGGGGGGGCAGGGGCUUCCUCAGUAGGAGACCCCCAUUUGCUGCCCCGCCCGCUGCGAGCCUGUCCCCUCCCCGCUGGGAGGGGCGAGGGGUGAGGGGUUCCCCUCCUGGGGGCAGCCGACACCUGGAUGUGCACACACAUCUCCCCGGUUGCAGCCACGCUCGCCCCCAGAGGCACAUUCGUGCACAUGCUCACAGACCCUCACGUGCGGGCUGUGGUCGGUGAGGCCCCAUCUCGGCCCCUCCCCCAGGGGCCUCCCACCCGGCGCCCAGGGGGGUGCAGGGGCCGCCUCUGACCGCAGCCUGGGCCCCGACUCAGCUCGGCCCCUUGGUGGCAGGGGAGAGGCCCCCCUGAGGUGACCCUGGGCAGUGGCCGUGGGACCCCCUCUUCCUCCUUGAGUCCUCGAGCUGUGAGCCUCCGCUGAAGUGCCCCUCUGCUUUUGAUGUGUGACCAGGCCCUGAUGUUCUUGACUUUCCCAGAGAAGCAAAUAAACAGUGUGAACAGCC
Molecule: messenger RNA, 2931 nt
Organism: Hyaena hyaena (striped hyena)
Lineage: Eukaryota; Metazoa; Chordata; Mammalia; Carnivora; Hyaenidae
Gene: PALM
Product: paralemmin
Exons: 10
Coding region: 124-1449 (441 amino acids)
Biological process (GO): negative regulation of adenylate cyclase activity; regulation of cell shape; positive regulation of filopodium assembly
Cellular component (GO): membrane
Source: RefSeq, a predicted model, not a curated record